Symbiodinium pilosum is the source of this 1065-nucleotide messenger RNA. NCBI's taxonomy places the organism in Eukaryota, Dinophyceae, Suessiales, Symbiodiniaceae. The record is from the annotation of a GenBank genome assembly.
AUGCCUUGUAGCGGUGGAAAAAGGAAACAAGGUACUGUAGCACAUUUUUCCUUCCAUCCCUUGAAUUCCUUACAGGUCCCGAUAUCCGCGCUGAUCCUGGGCACUGCACCUCUUGGCUGCGGUUGGGCAGGUGAUGUGUCAGAGGGAGAGGCGGAGGCCACCAUCCUCCAGGCUCUUUCGUUGGGCAUUCGUUACCUGGACACGGCUCCGUGGUAUGGAGCCGGGCUUUGUGAGCAGCGAAUUGGCAAAGCACUAGCUGCUGCUCACAGCACCACCAAGGAGCAAGUAGUUUUAGCGACAAAGGUCGGACGCUUCAUGGUGACAAAGCCGGAGUCUGCAGCAUAUGGGACUCGCGUGGACAAAGGUUAUGAUUUUAAUACCGACGCAUACCAUGACAACAUCCCCGUGUGGGAUUAUCGAAAGGAAGGGGUGGAGGAGAGCUUCCGGCAAUCAAGGCAAAGACUUCAAAGACACUUCAUCGAAUGCGUCCGGGUACAUGAUGCCGAGGAUGACGAACGUUGGGAGGAAGCCUGCGGGUCCGAUGGGGCCGUAAGCACGCUGGUCUCGCUCCGAAGCAGAGGUGAAAUCGGAGAAGUGAGCUUGGGCUUCAACAAGGCUGAGUAUCUGAUGAAAACCGUGCUGAAGUUUCCCGUUGGAACAUUCGACAACAUCAUGAUAGCAGGUAGAUGGAAUCUGCUGGAUCAGUCGGCUUACCCGCUGAUGCUCGAAUGCCAGAAACGUGGCAUCAAAGUGCAACUGGCAGCAGUGUUCUGCGCUGGCCUCUUAUGGGGGCAGGGCUUCUACUUCUAUCGAAGUAGUGUGCCGCAGGAAGCCGCGGAGAAGGUCAAGCGCUGGGAGGAGCUUGCCAAGUCCUUUAACCUGAGCCUGCCAGCGGUCGCGCUGGCCUUCGCAUAUCUGCCCUCAUGUGUAGAGAGGAUAGCUGUUGGCUGUGCCUCUGCUGAACAAGUGCGGAGCAACGCACAGCUUUGCGACGUUGAAGUGCCACUGGAGCUGUGGCAGAAGGCAAAAGCAGACGGGCUUCUGCCUAGCUUUCUGAGCCUCUGA